Molecule: messenger RNA, 1353 nt
Organism: Cercospora beticola
Lineage: Eukaryota; Fungi; Ascomycota; Dothideomycetes; Mycosphaerellales; Mycosphaerellaceae
Source: RefSeq, a predicted model, not a curated record
AUGUCCUACUCACAGCAGUUCCAAAGUAGGCUAUUGCAACAACUCAACGAUACGAACUCGAGAAAUCUUGAGCUUCAGUCCUUGCUCGCGCAGAAAGAUGAUCAGCUUGCGACACUCACUGCUCGCGCUGGACCCGGUGCUGGAUCAAACGCUGGCGGCAACCAAAACACUAUAAAUCAGCUUCGUCGUACCAAUGCCGACACACUGGCGCAGCUGCGUCGUGCAGAAGAAACUGCCACAGCUGCCGAGGCACAAGUCAAGAGCAACCUGUCCAGAUUCCAAAAGAUCGAGGCAGACUUGCGACAACAGAUUGGUCAGCUCCAACGAGACCUUCGCCAACGUGAUCAGCAGCUCAAAGAUCGUGGCAGCGCUCACUCCGACCCUCGAAAGGGAGCGCACUGGACAGCAUCUACAGGCGUGGCGCCUCGAGCUGAACUUGAUUCUGCCAAAGCCGAAGUGAAGAGGCUAAGAAAUGCACUCGGUUCCUUACAACGGCAGUUUGAAAGGGAGAAGAGGGAAGCAAGCCAGCAUCGAGAUCUUCCAGCUGCCAAUCCGGAGAAAUUGCGACAGAUUGAAGACCAAGAUGAUGAGGAAACAGUGCUGAACUUGAAGCAAGAGCCUGGUACCGAGCUGCCUGCUCCACCGAUUGGCAACUUCACAUACAAAGACACGAACAAGACAGAAUCCUCGAAGGCCUCCAAUCCUUCUGUAGCGCCGCCGCAAGUCCUGCCAAUACAGACCCGCAAGCGGAUGCGAAGCGGGCAUGCCAGCGAUGAACCAGGUCCAUCUGCAUUGAAGAAAGCUCGAGUCGAGCGAAAAGACUCGGACUCUGGUGAAAGCGAAGAAGAGAUCGACGGUGACGCAGACUUUUGUCUUGACGGCGCAGCACCUCCUGCAAAGCAAGCAAUAACGAAUCGAAUCGACAUCAAAGAUCUUCAAGAACGUUUCGAAUUCCAGGCCGUGACACAGCAUUAUCCGACCGGAGACAUCGAUGCCUUUCAUUCCAAGGAAGACCUCAGCGACGAGUGCGAGGAACUGUGGGCUCGCAUCAAGAAGCAAGUCGAUGAAUGGGAAGAAGCGAAGGGCGAGGACUGGAGUUUCGAGUUUCAGAAGCCAGGCUACAAGUUGGUCAACCCGCCAUGCAUUACGACAAAGUUGAAGGGUAAGGGAGGAAAGUCGCAGUGGCGACCUGGAUGUGAGGGCAAAUUCACUUGUCGGAAGUGUGUCGAGGAGGAGAGACCGUGCUUUACUUGGAAUGGGGAGGAGUUCUGGUUGCUGCCACUGCAUGAGCAGGAUAGGAAGUGGCCUGUUGAGGAAGGGAGCGAGAUUCGAUACUGGUUGAAUGUUGAGUGA